AUGUUGGUAGGCGCGCUCCGAGCGUUCGUCGACUGUGCAGCAAGUGAGGUCUUGGCGAUAGUCGUUCCUUCCCAACUUGGUAAACGUGCUCGAGCCAACGUUGUUUUCUUCGAAAGUGUUCUAUCAGAUUCCAACAUCAGCGGUAGAACAUACUUAAUACUUUAUCAGCAACGCGAGAUUUCUCUCGCAGUAGUCGACACAUCUAUGCCUACUCAUAUUGAGCGGUAUCGUUACCUCCCCCAAACUUGUAAAUUUUUAGAUGAUUGUCAUUCUGCAGAUAUACAACAGCCGCCGCUUGUGGCUGGGAAUAGCGUGGACUGUAUCCCCAUCUCUGGAACCAAAUGCAGCGUUCCCGGCGGCUGUCAAUAUCUUGGCAAUAUCUGCUUCUGGCAGACGAGUUACGAAAUAGAGUUGCUCGUUUUCCUCCUCAACCUUGAUAUCCUCAAUUAUUGGCUGCCGGCUGAGGAGGCCGCUCAGUUGGUUGACGUGCGCCCGCACCUCGAACAGCACUUUGAGCAGAGCCCUGUCUUCGUCUCUCUACUCGGCCUAGGCAACCACAUGCAAGCGGACCCGCUGCUGAAGCUUCGCUACGAUGAUCGAAGGUUGGAUGGAGCGAGGGUAGAUGUGAGUCCAGCAAUCUACCUUGUCGGAGACGUGAACGGCGUGAAGAUGAAGCGAAGUAUAUCGAAAGCUGUUGUCUGGGUCAAGGAUAAUUUAUGA
This is a messenger RNA of Drepanopeziza brunnea f. sp. 'multigermtubi' MB_m1, 720 nucleotides long. Lineage: Eukaryota; Fungi; Ascomycota; Leotiomycetes; Helotiales; Drepanopezizaceae. The record is from RefSeq and is a predicted model, not a curated record.